Molecule: messenger RNA, 4882 nt
Organism: Hippoglossus stenolepis (Pacific halibut)
Lineage: Eukaryota; Metazoa; Chordata; Actinopteri; Pleuronectiformes; Pleuronectidae
Gene: rnf38
Product: ring finger protein 38
Exons: 13
Coding region: 165-2369 (734 amino acids)
Source: RefSeq, a predicted model, not a curated record
GCACAGGGCUCACACACACACACAGACACACAAUACUACCGACAGAUCCGCGUCAGGAGCCCAGCCGAGGCGAGCACAUUGGAGCGCAUAAAAGCUUCUUCUGUGAGAGGAAACGAGAGGAAAACGCAGGGAAAAAAGAAACAGAGGAAAUCCCCCGAAAGGAAAUGCCAAUCGCAGCCGCUGGACAGCCGACGACCCAGGAGCCCAGAGUUUGCCCCCGGCUGCCCUCCACCCCGGAGCCUGUCCCUAAAGGGGCUGAUUUAUUCGACGAGGCGGGGGCGGCGGAGUCGGCGGAGCGAACAGAGUACGGGGGCUCAGAGGGGGGCAGAGGACUCGGGGGCUAUAGUUACACCCAGAGCGGCGCUAGGGGCUUUGCACAGCCAGGAUCCACCAGCUCUCCGCCGCAGUCCCCAGCCGCGUCCUCAUCCUUUCUCCUCCACCCGCUCCACCCGCACCAAAUGGCAAUGGAGCCCCCAAGGACUCGAUCGCGUUCUCGCUCUGGAUAUUACCAGCAGUACGGUGGUGGUGGUAAUGGCACUGGAUUUACCGGCAGUGGAGUCAUGGGAUCUAACCAUCACCAGCUUCACCAUCAGCAGCAGCAACUAUAUCCGCAGCAGCAGCAGCAGCAGCAGCAGCAGCACGGUGCCGGUUGCGCACCACUUGGAGCUCACAGCAACCACCCGGAGAACCAGCAGCGAUCCCCAGGAAGUAACACCUCUCCCGGCAUUCAGAGGCUUUCUUCCGUUCCCGGAGCGCACCGCAUCCCGGCUGCAGGAGCCUCUGGUGGAUCUUACCACUGCUACCCAGACCAUGCAUAUGGAGAGGAGAGUGAUAAGAGUGAGGAAAGCCCCAGUCCAAAGCGCCAGAGGCUGUCCAGUCAGUCUGUUUUGGAACAACUAACCUCAUCUGCUCCCCCACCUUCCACGCCGUCUCCCCCCAUCCGCCCCUGGGAGUCAGGGCCCCCAAGCCGGAGACAACCUCACCCCCCUCCUGCUCGGCACAGACGCAGCCCACCAGCAAGGCGUCAGCGUGGCCGUCUAUCCAGACCCACGCGUCAUUUGCCUCCCCAUCUGCAGCCCUCCACCCAAGGCCCUGCACCUCGCCUGUCGCCAUCCGAGCUCCAGGAUGAAAAUUUCCACCACAACCCCCAUCCCUCCACACACCAGACAUACCCAACACACCUGCCCAGCGCCUAUGGUCAGCCCCUGACAGCUGGUGUUGGCGGGCCAGGGUCGGACGAGCCCCGGGCUUUCCACCCCCCUACCCUGUCGCCACGUCUACUGCAUCCAGCUGCUCACCACCACCACCACCUCCAUCAUCAGCAUCAGCAUCAUGCAGCACAACAACAAGGAGCCAUGGUCCUAGACCUGCAUGAACAGCUGCAGCAGGGCAGUGUACCAGUGUCCUACACGGUGACCCCAGUCCCUCCUCACGGUCUCGCAGCACCUUUGUGUAGCGGUCAGCACCUUCCCCCUUCCUGUUCUUCACAACAGCAAGUCCCCGCUUGCAGCGUGGUCUUCAGCACUGGACAACACUACCACCCGAUGCUACAGGCAUGUUCAAUGCAACAUUUGCCAGUGCCCUAUGCCUUUCCGUCACUGCUGACCAGUGACCCUCAGUUCCUGCUUCCUCCUCCACCUCACCUCUCUCACCACGCGCCUCACCUCCCCACACCCGGACAGUUCCUGCCUUUCCAGACCCAACAGCCUCGAUCGCCGUUACAGACGAUCGAAAAUGAGGUCGAGCUUCUGGGAGAGCAGCUUUCAGUGGGUGGAGGAUUCAGCUACGCCCACCACCACCACCAUCACCACCAGCCUCCCUCCACCUUGCCGCCCUCCACCCCACUCCAGUUCCUCUCACACCAUGACCCCCUGUCACAGGAGCUUUUCACAGUGCCCUAUCCUCACUUCAUGCCUCGUCGAUUCACAAGCCGGCGCUACCGCUCUCCGCAGGCAGUUCCCCCGUCACCCUACCACCCCAGCUUCCUGCCUUACUUCCUGUCCAUGCUUCCUGUGCCCCCAAAUGUGGCCCCCACUAUCAGUCUAGAGCUGGAUGUGGACGACGGAGAGGUGGAGAACUAUGAGGCCCUGUUGAACCUUGCAGAGCGUCUCGGAGAGGCCAAGCCACGUGGUCUAACUAAAGCCGAUAUAGAACAGCUUCCAUCAUACAGGUUCAACCCCAACAACCAUCAGUCUGAGCAAACACUGUGUGUGGUGUGUAUGUGUGACUUCGAGUCUCGCCAGCUCCUCAGGGUUCUGCCCUGUAAUCAUGAGUUCCAUGCCAAAUGUGUAGACAAGUGGCUGAAGGCCAACCGGACCUGCCCUAUCUGUCGAGCCGAUGCCUCAGAGGUCCAGCGGGACUCUGAGUGACCUCGUCUGCUCCAACACCUACAAUCUCUUGCUCCCUUCGACUCCCAUUUGGAUGCACCAACGUCUUUCCUUUAAUAAUACAGUAUACAAUUCACACACUCUGCCACAGAACUGGGACCAAUGCUCCUUAAUGCUUCACUCUUUGUCAUCGAGGACACCAAACUGUCAUUCUCACAUGGGAUCAGCAUUUAUGGGUGUGGGAACUUUCUACUGACUCAUGCUAACUUGAUUGCUGGACUUCCUAUAGGCCUUCUGUCCUGAACUACUACUCUGCCUUCUACUCACAGUUCCUCCUUUCUAUGAAUGGCCUUUACAACACACAAUGACAUGUGCAGGUGGAGAUAUAAAUGUGUAUUUUUUCAACCAUUCCUCUACGGAGAUGGACAGACAAACAGACUGCUUUGAAAAAUGUCUGUAUAGUUGUACUAACAAACCCUGAGGGAGAAUUGGCAGCCCAAAGAUAAUUUUUGGUUUCAUUAUUAUUGUGGUUAUAAUUAAGCAUUCACAUCUUGCUUUGCAGAGUCAUUUUUACUAGAUUUUUUUUUUCUACUAGACCUUAUUUUCAUUUGCGUGUAUUCAUGCAUUCCUUUUGUUGUGAGAGCUUUGUGUAUGGGGUAAAACAAAAGAUACUGUACACUGGGUCAAAGGGUCAGCGUCUUUGGGGCAGUGAAAAUAGUGUGUGUGUGUGUGUGUGUGUGUGUGUGUGUGUGUGUGUGUGUGUGUGUGUGUGUGUGUGUGUGUGUGUGUGUGUGUGUGUGUGUGUGUGUGUGUGUGUGUGUGUGUGUGUGUGUGUGUGUGUGUGUGUGUGUGUGUGUGUGUUCUUUUCCUGUGGUAUUUAUACAGUUCGUGUUGGUACAGUCCAUGGACUGAAACCUAAAUCCAGUUUUUUUUCUCCACUCUAGAUUGAUUUAACUUCAGACCUUUUAAAGUUGAGGUUUUGCUCAAAUGUCCUUAAGUUUAGGAGCAGGAACUUCUCCAGAGAAGUCAACAAUGCUGUGACAUGACUCUUGAUGUUUCCGUCACAUGUUAACACACUGUACCACCACGUCUCCAUCGCUUCAUACCUGCCCAUCUACACUGUUCCUAUGUGAAAUGAGUAAAGGGUGGAAGCUUUUGAGAUACAUUUUUUGUGAUGCAGUAUUUCCUUCACACAAUGAAACAAAUCAGGACUAUUCAUCUGCCUCCACAUAUCCACUAAGCUCUCCUCCAAGUGAAUAGUUAGAUAUUACAGAGCUGACUAGGUGGAUUCAUUCAUGGAAUCGGGCAGUUGAAGAUAUGGCGUCUGUACCUGUCUCGGUACCCAACCAUCAUUCUGUGUGUGUUGGCAGAUACAGAUGCAGUGUUUUCUCCAUCACUUAGUUAUAAAGAGACUUGAGAGGUCACAGUUAAAUCUACUAUGUUUCACCGGACGGCAAAUCUGACACUUCAGCACUUUAAUACGUAGAUCUAAGACCAACACUCUAUUUCUUUUCAUUCUCAGCAAACCACUUUUCACAGUUUGUGUAUUUGUGCAAAAAAUUUCAAAGCAUUACAACAUAAAUCAUCACUUAACGUUAAUCCUUCUGUGUUCUCACUGCACAUUUGUACAUGUCCAGACAUUUUCCUUUUAAAAUCUGUGUAAGGCCUAUGUCAGCAUGUCAUAAUGUAACUCCAGGAUGUUCACCUCGUGCACAGAGCAGACUCUUAUGUAAUUUAUCACUAUUUAUCACAAGUGGUAUUUUGUGUCAUGAUGACAAGCUAACAUGGGCCUUUUCAGAGCUUGUGUUGACAGAAGGUCGUUUUGGAAAGCUAAACCCGGCGCCGACAGUCUUACAUCUGAGAUGCCUUUUUUUUUUAUAAAACUUAAUUUUCCAGGUACAAGUGGAAUCUAUCCAGUGUCACGACAUCAGACCAAUACAUGUAGAAACCAGUUUUAGAUUUAAAGAGUAUCUGUGAGAACCUUCAACUUCUACAACUCCUCCUCAGUGUUGUCAGUGUAUAAAGUCAUGUAAUAUCUAUGGGAGUGGAGGGAAACUAUAUUUUCUGUCAUUGUUCUGUUUUCCUUUGGGGUCAAAGGUCAUAUUUAUGACCAUAUACAUCCAUUUUGUGUCUUAGGAUUGUUUUUGUGUUGGACAGUUUUCUGUUGCUUGGUACACUAGCAAUUACCUCAGUCCCACUAUUUAUGUCUUUGCAGAAAAUGGUGCAACCAGUAUGAUUAGUGCUUAUCAAUUCAUUUUGCUAAUGUUUUUCAUGCAAGUUGUUGGGUUGUUUGAACAUUUUGUUUUUCCUUUUAAACUCUAUGAAACUAUCAUUAAAAUGGUGUCAUAGUAGUUUCAUCAUGUAUUAUAUCUGUAACCAAAAUCAUUUGAAGGCUUGUUAUGAUGAUGACAUUUUUAACAAACAUUUGUACAUUUUGUAUGAGAGUUAUUACUAGUAAUACUUUAUUAAGUAGUGCAAUGAUUUUUUUAAUCCCUUACCCCAUCUUUUGGAUUUCAAAAGUUGGAUCAAUAAUAAAUGUAUAACAUCCUCUUCUA